ACGGUCUUAUCCAGAGUUCAGAUCCCAAAGCCAGAAAGAACCGUACACAGGAGAUAGUUGUUUUGGCUCCGCCUUCCUCCGCGAAAUAAAGGAGUUUGGCCCCGCCGUCUCGCCAUAGUUUAGUGAUCCGGCGCGCAGGCGUGCGGCCCGGUGGCCUCCUGUCGGAGGGGCGCUUGGAAACUACUAUAGGAAAGCCGUGUAGACGGAGUGGGGCUCGUUUCCGUCCACCAUGAAGUCCCGUUUCAGCACGGUCGAUAUCAGAGCGGUUAUAGCAGAAGUGCGACACAGCUUGUUGGGAAUGAGGGUAAACAAUGUUUAUGAUGUGGAUAAUAAGACAUACCUUAUCCGAUUCCAAAAGCCGGACUUCAAGGCUACACUUCUUCUGGAAUCUGGCAUUAGGAUUCACAUGACAGAAUUUGAGUGGCCAAAAAACAUGAUGCCAUCUGGUUUUGCAAUGAAAUGUCGCAAACAUUUAAAGACCAGAAGGCUUGUGAGUGUGAAGCAACUUGGCAUUGACAGAAUAGUCGAUUUUCAGUUUGGGAGUGAUGAAGCAGCCUAUCAUUUGAUUAUAGAGCUUUAUGACAGAGGCAAUAUUGUUCUUACUGACCACGAGUACCUUAUUUUGAAUAUCCUGAGAUUUCGCACAGAUGAUGCAGAUGAUGUCAAGUUUGCAGUCCGGGAACAUUAUCCAGUUGAUCAUGUCAAAACUGCAACAUCAUUACCCAGUUUAGAAAGGUUAACAGAAUUAAUAACAAGUGCACCUAAAGGAGAUCAACUAAAGAGAAUCCUAAAUCCCCACCUUCCUUAUGGGAUCACUCUGAUUGAACAUUGCCUUAUAGAAGCAGGACUUUCAGGCAGCAUCAAAGUAGAGCAGAUAGAAAGUAAAGAUAUUGAAAAGGUACUAGCCGCUUUACAAAAAGCUGAAGACUGCAUGGAAGAAACUGAGAACUUUAAUGCCAAGGGCUACAUCAUCCAAAAAAGGGAGAAAAAACCAAGUCUGGAACCAAACAAGUCUCCUGAAGAAAUCCUCACGUAU
Protobothrops mucrosquamatus (brown spotted pit viper) is the source of this 1036-nucleotide messenger RNA. RefSeq names its product nuclear export mediator factor NEMF. The record is from RefSeq and is a predicted model, not a curated record. Gene Ontology annotation, biological process: rescue of stalled cytosolic ribosome; ribosome-associated ubiquitin-dependent protein catabolic process. Gene Ontology annotation, cellular component: RQC complex. NCBI's taxonomy places the organism in Eukaryota, Metazoa, Chordata, Lepidosauria, Squamata, Viperidae. Gene Ontology annotation, molecular function: tRNA binding; ribosomal large subunit binding.